AUGACCCCGCCCCAAGACGCGAAGAAAAAUAACCUGCCGUCCGUGCCUACUCUGCCUACGCCCUCCGAGUACGAGCAGCCCGCGGAUAUCAACAUCCCGGACAACUACGUCGCGUACACACUCAAGAACCAAAAGGCGCUCCCGCCCGUCACUUGGGAGAAUCUGUUCCAGGAGCUGAAUUACCUCUCGCUCUCCAUCCUCACUAUCACGCCCGCGAUUGCGAUCUAUGGCGCGUUCACGACGGAGCUCAAGUGGCAGACGGGUCUGUUCGCUGUGUUUUAUUACUUUGUGACUGGGCUCGGCAUUACCGCUGGCUACCAUCGUCUCUGGGCUCACCGUUCUUACAACGCCUCCAAGCCCCUCCAAUACUUCCUCGCCACCGCAGGUGCAGGUGCCGUCGAGGGUUCCAUCAAGUGGUGGUCCCGAGGCCACCGCGCCCACCACCGCUACACCGACACCGACCUCGACCCCUACAACGCUCACAAAGGCUUCUGGUACUCGCACGUCGGCUGGAUGAUCAUCAAGCCCCGCCGCAAGCCCGGUGUCGCUGAUGUGUCGGACUUGUCGAGGUCAGAGGUCGUGAGGUGGCAGCACAGGUGGUACCUCUGGUUGAUCCUCGGUAUGGGCUUUGGCUUGCCGACGUUGAUUCCGGGGUUGUUGUGGGGUGAUUGGAGGGGUGGAUAUGUGUAUGCGGGAGCGGCGAGGUUGUGCUUUGUGCAUCAUUCGACGUUCUGUGUGAACAGUUUGGCGCACUGGUUGGGCGAGGCGCCGUUUGAUGAUAAGCAUACGCCGAGGGACCAUAUGAUCACUGCGUUUGCUACUAUCGGUGAAGGUUACCACAAUUUCCACCACCAGUUCCCGAUGGACUACAGGAAUGCGAUCAAGUGGUACCAGUACGACCCUACUAAGUGGUUCAUCUGGGUCGCCCACAAGCUCAAUCUUGCUUCGCACCUGAAGACGUUCCCCGAUAAUGAGGUCGCCAAGGGUCAACUUACUAUGCAGCUCAAGCGUCUCCGUCAGACUCAGGACGGCCUCACCUGGCCCCAGGACACCACCGACCUUCCCGUCAUCUCGUGGCAAUCUUUCCAGGAGCAGUCUCAGAAACGUCCAUUGAUUUUGAUUUCGGCAUUCAUCCAUGAUGUGUCUUCCUUCAUUGACGAGCACCCUGGCGGUCGUCAUCUUUUGGUCAAGAUGAUCGGCAAGGACGCCACGACUGCGUUCUUCGGUGGCGUAUACGACCACUCGAACGCCGCACACAACUUGCUCUCCAUGAUGCGCGUCGGAAUCCUCCACGGCGGACACCCACACGGCCUCGAAGACAAGAGCAUCCCACCUUCACAACGUCUCCGUAUCGCUAGGUUCAACGAACUCACGAGUCCGUAUAGCUCGACGGCGCAGAGCGAUGGCGAGGGCAUGCUUGGUUGA
Molecule: messenger RNA, 1425 nt
Organism: Stereum hirsutum FP-91666 SS1
Lineage: Eukaryota; Fungi; Basidiomycota; Agaricomycetes; Russulales; Stereaceae
Product: delta9-fatty acid desaturase
Exons: 6
Coding region: 1-1425 (474 amino acids)
Biological process (GO): unsaturated fatty acid biosynthetic process
Cellular component (GO): endoplasmic reticulum membrane
Molecular function (GO): stearoyl-CoA 9-desaturase activity; iron ion binding; heme binding
Source: RefSeq, a predicted model, not a curated record